UCAGCGGAGUAGGGCGCAUGCAGACCAUUAAGCCGUAUAUUCAUAGCCGGACUAAUUUCAGUGCUCCAGUUGGGUCUGGGUAAACAGCACCGCCCCAAUGGUUGUUUGUUUUAAGUGUGGAACGAUCCAUCGCACAGCGCCGGGCUCGAUUGACACUGUCUGCUGAUCUGCUACUGCGGAUUGCUCAGAAUAACAAGGCUGCUCGCUAAUUCCCGUCUAUCGGGGCUUUCGCCGAAACACCGAGAGAGUAGGGUCCAAAAAAAGCCAACAAGGCAGGCAAGAACGCCGCGCCGCCGGAGUCCGCACCCCAGAAUGGCUUCAGGAGACCUUUAUGAGGUGGAGCGGAUUGUGGACAAGCGGCGGAACAAGAAGGGCAAGUGGGAGUACCUGAUUAGGUGGAAGGGCUAUGGAAGUAAGGAGGACACCUGGGAGCCAGAGCACCACCUGCUGCACUGUGAGGAGUUCAUUGACCAGUUCAACAGCUUGCGACUGCACACACACAAACGGCCCAAACUUCCAAAGUUACCUGGUGGCAUGGCUGGCCCACAGCCCCUCAUCACCAGCCGCCCAUCUGCUACAGACUCCUCCAGAGCCCGGGCAGAGGCCCGCAAGAAGAUAAGGACUUGUGGCCCAGGGGUAGGGACUAAAGUAGGCACUGGGUUAGGGACAGUGAGUGGGGGUUCAGGAGGCACUCAGAAGCAGAAGAAGAUGGGUGGAAAAGGGAAGCAUUCUGCUGGGGACAGGGUAAGCAAAGCAAUAACAUAUAAGGCUCCUUCACCAGGUGGGCUCCAGUUUGUUGCACCGGUAAGGCCUCCUCAUAUUGGACUCCAGAAUGGAGAGGUGGAGAGCCUUGUGUACAGGGCAGCAGCAAGGUCACAUGGACUGCCCUCAGACGGAGUGGAUAGGGAACUAGGAGACAUGGAUACUACUGGACAACAGCUCACCACUGAUGUAGGCUCCCCUUUGGCUAAUGGCAAGACUCAUCCGCACAGUUCAGUGAAGCGGAAGCUGGGUGAGGAGAAAGGCUAUGUGUUCGACAAGCGGCUAAGGUACAACGUGCGACAGAACGAGAACAACUGUCGAUUCCGAGACAUCGUGGUCAGGAAAGAGGAGGGCUUCACGCAUGUCUUGCUCUCCAGCCAAACAACAGACAACAAUGCACUGACACCAGAGAUCAUGAAAGAAGUGUGUCGGGCCCUGGGUAAUGCGGCUGCCGAUGACAGUAAAUUAUUGUUGCUCAGUGCUGUGGGGACUGUUUUCUGCAGUGGCCUGGAGCCAUCUUACCUGAUAGGGCGUCUGUCAACCGACCGCAGAAAAGAGAGCAGCCGCAUCGCUGAUGCUGUACGGGACUUUGUGUUGGCAUUCAUCCACUUCAAGAAGCCCAUUGUGGUGGCAAUAAACGGACCUGCCCUGGGUCUUGGGGCCUCGAUCCUGCCCCUGUGUGACGUGGUGUGGGCCAGUGAGAGAGCCUGGUUCCAAACCCCAUGUGCAGCUCUCCGCCUCACUCCCUCUGGCUGUUCAUCAUACACCUUCCCCCAGAUCCUGGGUGUAGCUCUGGCCAAUGAAAUGCUGUUCUGUGGGAGGAAGCUCACAGCACAAGAAGCAUGCGGUCGGGGGUUGGUAUCCCAGGUUUUCUGGCCAACCACGUUCAACCAGGAAGUGAUGCUACGUGUAAAGGAAAUGGCAUCGUGCAGCGCAGUGGUUCUGGAAGAAUCCAAAUGCCUAGUGAGGAGUAUCUUAAAGUCUGUCCUUGAGGAGGUGAAUGAGAGGGAGUGUCAUAUGCUGAAACAGCUGUGGUGCUCAACCAAAGGACUGGAGGCCCUGUUCAGCUACCUGCAGAACAAAGUGUAUGAGAAAUGAUCAUUCACUCCUUGCAAGCUGGACUCUUGGAUGGUCAGUGCUGGUCUACAGCUUAUCCACAGAGAAACAUCUUGAUAAUGCUGUGGUCUUCAGCUGCAGAGGUUUUUGUUUUCGGUUAUUAUUAUUAUUUUUUCCAAAUAGCAGAGGGACGUGUCUGUGACGUAGCUCUGUUUUGUAACAUCUCGACCAGCAAAGUCAAUUUCUUCAUCAUCACCUUUUGAAGAGCAACAUCUCUGUUGGAUCCAUGACUGUCCAAGGGUUAAAGGCUACCUAUCUUUUUAAGGAGUCAAAGAGCAAAGGGCCAAAUCUGCAUUGCUUAAAACAAAGUGAGAACACUGAAGGAGGUUCUUCAGGGAGGUACAGAGUGUAUGUAUGUGCAAGAUUGUAUGAGAAUUUGUGCGUUUAGGAAAUUAUCAGUGGAUGUAUGUGCCCAAUGUAUGUCUGAUAGCACAUGCUAAAAUAAUGAUAAUAUAUAUUAAUAUAUAUUUAUUUAAAACAUGUAAAAAGUUUACUUUGUGUAUAUAAUGCGCAUUCUUCAUGAAUUUGGGUUCUUAUGUUGCCCACUGCUUUGAAUGGAAGUGUUAAGGCUUUGAGCUGAGUGUAGAGAAAACCAAAGUUUGCAUGAGGAUACUGUUUACUUUUCCUUACAUGCACAUUCCAUCCCCUCGGUAUGGACAGAAAAAAAACUGUGCUGGAACAUUGGACACAAAUGCAAGGACUCAUUUAUGGAUGAUAGGCAUAUUAUUUGACUUGAGGACUGUUCAAAACAUACAGUCCUAUGAGGGAGUGAUCACUUGUGAGAACUGAUGCUUUUGAUCAUCAUGUCACAGUUUAUCAUUCGUAAUCCAAACGACUCUGUGAAGUCACACCUCAUUCAGCAGCAGCUUGAUUUCUCAUUAUCUUUAUUUCACUGUGAUAUACAUGAUCGUCACCGAUUUAAAUUUCUGUUUUAAAUCAAGAGGCGAGACUGUCCUGUGUUUAAUAGUACAUGAGCACAUGGAACGCUGGCCUUAAAUUUUCACUGUUCAUUUCUCCUCAUCUUUCACUCUGUCCUCAGUGUACACUCAUUUAAUAACCUGCAAAAAUAAAGAUUUAGGAAAAAGUGAAAUACACCUAUACAUCUAUGUAAUACACCUUUUUUUGGCAGAUCACACAAAGAUAAAAAGACAUGGAGAAUACUGGAAAAAAUGCUGCCACAGUAACAGCAAUCUUUUAGUGAAGGAAAACACUGAAUACACAGAUUUGCCUUUCCAUAGUUGAAUGGCAUUUUAGUCUAAAUAUAGAAUAAUAUUAGAUACUUAAAUGAAUUUGUGGUACAUAUCAUGUGGAAGGAUUAGCAAUGAAUUUUGUUCCUUUUUGUCUGAGCACCACGCAUAGUGGUGUAUCAUUAUGCAAGGGUGUAGCGAGGAUGGUUGGAAAAUUACUCAUGAAUAGUGAAUAACACUGCCUCGACUUAACAAUGCAGCUUGUAUUGUGUGAAGUGUGUGAUUGUUGUCUGAAAAGGUCAGAUGAUCGUGUUGAUACUUCCUGAAAUCGCUUCUUAGAUGUCUAUUUUAUUUUUUAGAGCAGAGAAGAAAUGAUAUGUGUUUUGUCCUGAAGUAAUCAAUUUGGUGACUGCACUAAUUGUCAGUGGUCUGUAUUGUUGAGAUGCAGUAGUCAUGCAGCUGAAGCAAACAUUGUCCUUAUCUGCAUGUGCUGAUAGUUUCAGGAAAUUAUAUAUUUCAAUGGAUAUUGUAUGUAGGGAUCUAUUUUGGUUUACCAAAAAAAAAAAAAAAUGUAGUUCUGUGAAAAUUGUUUUAACUCAGACAUUUGCCCAUUUUUGCAGUUGUACACAUUCAGUAUAUAAAUAGAUUAUGUGGACUUUAAUUGUGUAAUUAAAUGCAUGUAAUAUACUGUAGAUAUAAAUGUGUUGCCUGUCAGAAAACUUUAUAUUUCAGGGUAUGUUUUGUACUGGCAUUGUAAGUAAUGUUAGAAAUGUUGCACAGUUUAUUUUUGUAUUUAUUUGAUAUAACCUUUUGGGUCUGCAGUGCCAUAUGGUUUACUUUGCUCCAGAGGCACCCUCUCUUCAGCACCCUUUCUCAAAUAACCAGAAAGAAUAUUAAUGAAUAAAAUCUCAUGGGUCAGGAUCACAAUUCACUUAAAAAUUUAAAAUGCAUAAAAAAAGCGUAUAAAUACUGUUGUCACUUGAAUCCCUUUUCAGAUGGCCAUAUCCAGUUGUCUUCUGCUGUACAUUAUCAAAAACAUAUUAGAUAAUUUCACAUGUAGUAUGAUCAUUUACAUAAUUUAUAGGUAUGAAUACUACAUCAUUGGAUCUUUGGAGUGUUUUGUGGCAGAGGUUUUCAAAGUGGGAGGUGGACCACCCCAGGGGUCCGCCAAAUGUUUCAGUGGAGGCUCAGACACUGACAGACAUAAAAAUGUUCGUGAAGCAUUUCUAAAAACUUUUUUUUUUUUUUUUAAAUUAUCAAAAGGAGACUGUUUUACAGUUGCCUAAUUUGUCACUUGGUUACAGGUUGUUCAGAGACAGGGGAAUUUUGCUGUUUUUUCUAAUCAAUCAGAAUUGUACAAGUACAUGCCUUUGCAGUCCUUUUUAUGUAUUUGCAUGAAGUUUGACAUUUUGUUAAACAGCGAUAUUACGGUAAAGCUCACUGAAGGUUUGGAUGGGGUGGGGGCUGUGAGGGGGGGUCCACAGUAUCAGACUUUGAAAACCUGUGUUAUUCUAAUUCAGACUUAUUCAAUUUCAAGCCAAGUUUUCUCGGUAAGUACUCCGUGUUUCAUGAUUUUAUUUUUUUAUUGGUGGUUUAUUAGUGUCCUUUUAAAAUAAGUAUGAUAACAGUGGUUACACAGGAAAUAAUUGAUGGAUAAAUGAAGCAUUUUACCAUGUUCGUUUUUUUUUAACAUAAUGAAACCUAACCAAAAAAAAAAAGAAAAAAAAAUUUCAACAUAGCAUACAGGCUCAUCUGAAAUAAAUAGAGUCUCAAAAUACUUGGACAGGGAUCUUUCUGUCACUUUUUUUUUUUUGAGGGGGGGUUAAUUUAUUAUCUGUAAUACAUUAAGUUUUUUAUGUAUAUGUAUAUAUAUUUCCCAUGAGAAAGGAAAUACGCUUCUUUACUGUUUAUAGAUUAUUUAUCUAUUAGUUGCCCUAAGGGCAACAGAUCUGAACUCCACCUCAGUAUGUUUGAAAGAAAAAAAAAUAGAAACUUUAUAAUAUAAUUUGAAGUAAACAAGUUAUUACUCAAAGGCCCUCUCAGAAUUUCUCAGUUGUCCUGUAUGACAGCAUUACUGCUGUUGAGUCCUCUACUGCCACAAACUGACUUUCCUCGAUGUAUAAAUCAUAUCCCAUCAUCCACUGUUUUUCCUCUCUACAAACUUAAAACCACACCUUGGGGUGCCUUAGAAGUUGAAUAUCUUUUGUCUGUGAAAGAUCAGUCCAUGCAUUGUGAUGGUAAAGAGUGAGCUGCUUUAAAUAAAGAACAGUACUUUCA
Molecule: messenger RNA, 5342 nt
Organism: Myripristis murdjan (pinecone soldierfish)
Lineage: Eukaryota; Metazoa; Chordata; Actinopteri; Holocentriformes; Holocentridae
Product: chromodomain Y-like protein 2
Exons: 7
Coding region: 313-1860 (515 amino acids)
Cellular component (GO): nucleus
Molecular function (GO): transcription corepressor activity
Source: RefSeq, a predicted model, not a curated record